This is a messenger RNA of Gloeophyllum trabeum ATCC 11539, 1372 nucleotides long. RefSeq names its product MFS general substrate transporter. The coding region runs from base 17 to 1372 and encodes 451 amino acids. The record is from RefSeq and is a predicted model, not a curated record. Gene Ontology annotation, molecular function: transmembrane transporter activity. Lineage: Eukaryota; Fungi; Basidiomycota; Agaricomycetes; Gloeophyllales; Gloeophyllaceae. The transcript is spliced from 11 exons. Gene Ontology annotation, biological process: transmembrane transport.
CUCUCUUGUCCGGGUCAUGAUAGCCAGCGAAGAAACGCCUCUGAUAUCUUCAGCUGAAGAUCCUGUCGUACAAUCUGAAACAGAUGACAUCUUUCAGCGUUUCACCCCAGGCAAGAAACGAGCCAUCCUGGCUCUAGUAUCCUGGUCGGGACUGCUACCCUUUUUUGUCACUGGCUCGUUCGUGCCAACUAUUCCUCAAAUCGCCGAGGAGUUUAAUUCAUCAGGCUCUGUUAUAAAUUUAUCCGUAAGCUUCGCCUUGCUUAUGCUUGCCCUCGGAAACCUCAUCUGGGCGCGUUACUCAAGCUUCUAUGGACGAAGACCAAUUUUGGUAUAUUCGCUCCCGCUACUUUGUUUCUCGGCGUUGGGCGUAGCUAUUGCUAGAAGUGUCCCCGAGCUGAUUCUGUGGCGAAUGCUGCAAGCCUUCGCAGCGUCCGCCGGAAUGUCGGUCGGCGCCGCGGUGAUCGGUGACAUAUAUCGGCUCGAGCAGCGUGGUACUGCAAUGGGAGUGUUUUUUGCCUCAUGUUGCCUCGGUCCAGCAUUAGCCCCGUUCUGCGGCGGCCUGGCAGCUUACUACGCUUCCUGGCGAGCUAUGCAAUACGCCUUGUUCAUAAGUGCUGGGCUGGCCUUUCUGUUCAUGUACGCGUUUCUGCCAGAAACGGCCCAUCCUGGUACCACGGGUCUCCAACAUCAUCUGCGGGACCAAGGUUGCUGUGACUUGAACUGGAAGUGGGUAUGGUUAAAUCCUCUCAGCUCAUUACGGUAUAUAAGGUCUCCCAAUAUCCUGGCUGUGACUCUGGCUUGCGCUUUCACCUUGAUUACAGAUUAUGUUUUGUUGAUUCCUCUAUCAUAUACAAUUGGCGCGCACUACCACAUAAAAAACGAGGCUAUCAUCGGCGCUUUCUUCCUUCCGGCAGGACUGGGUAACAUUGUUGGGUCCCCACUGGCUGGAUACAUGUCGGACAAAAUUAUCGUUAAAUGGCGAGUUAAACGAAACGGUGAAUGGCUGCCCGAAGACCGCUUGAGGGCAGCGAUCCCUGGGCUUCUCGUUCUCGCUCCUCUUUCCAUCAUCGUCAGCGGCCUGAUCACGGAGAAUAUACCCGGACUGCCAGGAAUCAUUCUCAAUCUCUUCUGCCUGUUUAUCAACGGCGUUGGGAUCGACACCGUCUUUAGUCCCUGUUCGGCAUAUUUCGUAGACUUGCUGCAUUCGCGCAGUGCAGAAGUAAUGGCGGCGUCCAUGGGCGUGCGAGCGGCCGUACUUGCUGUAGCUUCAGCGUGCGUUUUGCCCCUGAUCAAUAUGAUCGGAGUAGCUACGACAAACACGAUAUUCGCCUGUUUCGCCUGGAUUGGUUUCGGGUGCGUGCUUACAUAUUGA